AUGUCUUCGCUAAGCCUUCCAACGGAGCUUACUCCAAAGCAUCUGCUUUACAUCUUGGGCGCCGUUUUCUUGUACUGGGUACUUCCCCUACUUUAUGGCCUCUUGUUCUCUCCCCUUAGGAAAGUGCCUGGCCCAUUCUUGGCCCGGGUAACUCGUCUCUGGGAGUUUCAUUCCCUCUGGAAAGGUCAUUCAAACCUAGACUUCAUCAGCCUGCAUGAGAAAUACGGCCCGGUCGUUCGAGUCGCGCCAAACCGCUACAGUUUCAGUCGGCCAGAGGAUGUCAAAACUAUCUACGCGCUAGGCGGCAAAUUCUUCAAGAGUGACUUCUACUCACCUAUGCUUACCGGAGAUCCCUUAGUCGACAAUGUCUUUCCAACAAUUGAUGAUAAAGAACACAGGGACAGAAGACGCAAGAUAUCGUCUCUAUAUACUAUGUCGGCCAUGGUUACAUACGAAGAGGCUGUUGACGCAAUGACAACUGUGCUGACCAAGAAGCUACGUCAAUUUGCCAAUGAGGGCCGCCAACUUCAUCUUCCCCAUUUUAUGCAGUCAUACGCUUUCGAUGUUAUCGGCCAGAUCACAUUCAAUCAGAACUUCGGCAUGAUGGAAAGCGAAUGCGAUCGGACAGGAAUUACCAAAGGCGUCCGCCGAACGCUCGACUACCUUUCUCACAUUGGACUUUUGCCCGAGUUGCACCCCUGGAUUACCUUGCUUCGCAAGGCCAUGGGUCAAAGUGGAAAGGCCCGAGCACUUGCAGUCCAUACCUUUAGUCAGAUUGACAGGCUCCGCGAAGAAAACGUCAAACCUGCGGAGAACACCGAGUACACAACUUUCCUCCAAAAGCUGCUCGACAUGCAGAAAUCCAAGAAGGUGACCAUGGUCAACAUUCAAGAUGCUACUGGUAGCAACCUUGGAGCAGGAUCCGACACCACCGCAAUUACGCUUAGCUCUUCCCUGUACUACCUCUACAAACAUCCAGAGAAACUCGCGAAGCUUCGCCAUGAGCUUGACACGAUGACUGCUGAGGGUCGAAUCUCAGAUCCAAUUACUUUUCAGGAAGCUCAAAACAUGCCAUAUCUCCAGGCCGUUAUUAAAGAGGGCUUCCGCAUGCAUCCCGCCGUAGGAACAAUCUUACCAAGAGUGGUCCCUAAAGGAGGGGCGAAGCUCGCAGGGAUUAAUUUUCCAGAGGGGACCCAUGUCGGGGCAAACUCCUGGGUGCUCCACUAUGACAAAGAUGGCUUCGGUCCAGACCCGGAAGUCUACCGACCAGAGCGCUGGCUACGGUCUGAGGUUGACGGAGAAGCUCAGAAUGGCAUGAUGUUUACGUUUGGAGGGGGCUCUCGAGCUUGCAUCGGCAAGAACAUUGGCCUCCUCGAAGUAAACAAAGUCCUUCCCCAGUUUGUCCGCCAGUUCAAUCUGGUUUUGGAUGAUAAAGCAACGAUGGAAACCUAUUGCUCAUGGUUUGUGUACCCGACAUUUCAUGUUCGGAUCAAAUGGCGAGAGGAGGUAGAAUAA
Molecule: messenger RNA, 1515 nt
Organism: Clonostachys rhizophaga
Lineage: Eukaryota; Fungi; Ascomycota; Sordariomycetes; Hypocreales; Bionectriaceae
Source: the annotation of a GenBank genome assembly